AUGGGUUUCUUUGGUUUGUGGCGAAGGAGGCAUAUCGAUGCCACUCUCGAUACUGCUGAAAAUCUUUCUGAGAAAUCCAGCAAUGGGGCAAACAUGGAUGAUCACUCUUUGCAUAGAAAGCCAGGACGAAGUCUGCUGAUAAAGUCGUUUCACGAACUCGUCCAUGAGCAAGAGGAACCACAAUCGUUACACAAUAUGCGAUCGAGGAAACUUGUGGUUUUCAACGAAAAGGUUGGCACGUUGCAGAAUCGACUUUGGCGCCAACGCCGAGACCAACCAAACAAGUCAAUCUUGAAAAACUCCAACAGAAAUCUCGACGAGGAAAUAAUAAAUACGGAGAAGUACAUGAAAUUGCGAGACCACUAUUUUGAUCAAGUGAUUGUCAGAUCGUCAUACUAUGGACAGAUCAAUGGCUACCAACAUGGCGGUUCCGAGACUGAUCUUCUUCGUAUGAAACAACUCAUCAGCCGAACUGAAAUUGCGGAAGGAGAUGGCUUCGCUUCAACAAUUUUACAUAUGAGUGCAAAUGAUUAA
This is a messenger RNA of Diutina rugosa, 534 nucleotides long. RefSeq lists its product as uncharacterized. NCBI's taxonomy places the organism in Eukaryota, Fungi, Ascomycota, Pichiomycetes, Serinales, Debaryomycetaceae. The record is from RefSeq and is a predicted model, not a curated record. Bases 1 to 534 code for a protein of 177 amino acids. The transcript has a single exon.